ACUAUUUGACAGCAACGCAUAGACUAAAACUUUCCCAUAACGCAGCUUUCGUCCAGUUCUGUUCGCAUCGUCUCAUAGUUCUUGGAGACCUAACUUCGAAAGGUGCGCAGACCGGGACGGGAAAAAACACUACCCUGCACGGGUCUCACCUGUGCACAUGGACGCUAUUUCUUUUGAGGAAGUAACACUGCUGUCCUCUCUGGGAACAGAGACACAUUUGAAAGAAUGAAGAGUCCUUGGGAGAAGAAUGCUCGGUCGAAGUGUUGGUCUUAGACCGGUUGAUCAGAUGCGCCGAUGGGAGGGAAUGAUACUCACCCUACGCUGCUGCUGGGCUAUAGCCACCGCGGCCACCUCCGUUGAUGCCGCUGACCCCCUGAGCUGGCUCCUGUCGGAUAAAGGACCGUUUCACCGCGCACCGGAGUUCACGGAGUUCACGGAACGAUACGAACACGGCUUUACAACGAGAUACAAGAUUUACAGAGAGUUUGGCAGAUGGAGGGUCAACAGCCUGGCCUUGGAGAGGCAGGAGAGCAAUGGAGUGGCUGCACCUCUUGACCCCGAGUUUAUCCACAGCAUCAGGGUGCUGGGGCGGAGGCCCACCCUGCAGAAGAUAACAGACAACAUCAUCAAGAAGUACGGCACGCACUUCCUGCUCUCCGCCACGUUGGGAGGAGAGGAGUCCUUGACCAUUUUUGUGGACCAGAGGAAGUUGAGCCGAGGCCCGGAGGUUGGGAUCGAUCUGAACAGCACCGCCGCGCUGACCCUGGAGGCCCUGCACCAGCUGGCCGCCUCGUACUUCAUCGACAGGGAGAGCACACUGCGCAAGCUGCACCACCUCCAGAUCGCCUCCUCCGCCAUCAAGGUGACUGAAACAAGGACGGGCCCCCUUGGAUGCAGUAACUAUGACAACCUUGACUCUGUCAGCUCUGUACUGGUACACAGCCCUGAAAACAAAGUCCAUUUGCAAGGACUCCAGGUUGUUCUGCCUGCCUACUUAAGAAACAGUUUCAUCCAGGCUGCCUUGGGCUACAUUGGCUGCAAUUCGGAGGGCCAGUUUGUUUGCCGACAGAACGACUGUUGGUGCCAGUGUCACCCCGGCUUCCCACAGUGCAACUGCCCCCGGCAGGAGUUGCACUCCCUGGAGGCCAGCCUACAGCGUGUCAAAGAGGCCUGGAGGGUGGCGAACCAAGAGUUUGAGGAGUCAGACGAGUUCCAGAGCUUUGUGGGUCAGCUUCCGACACACUACGCCCUGAACUCGUCAGCCAUCCUGCGCUUGUGGAGGAGCGACGCCGGUCUGCAGCAGCGCUAUCGGCAGCUGGAGACGAGCGCCAGCCAGCUCCUCGCCAAGGCCCGGAGAACCACUAACAAGCUCUUCAGCCUCAGCAAGAGAUGCCACACUCAGCCCAAAAUAGUCCUGCAGAGGGAGAGGCCCUUCGCGUACUGGCUGAGCUACAUCCUCUCCAUCCUCUACUGCAGUGAGAACAAUCUCAUCGGGCAGUACUCGGAGGACGGCCACAGCUGCACCUGUCCGUACGAGCACCGCUCCUGCCAGGGCCUGAUCCCGUGCGCGGUGGGCGAGGGGGCCCGUUGCGUCUCGUGCUCGGCGGAGAACCGCACCCGCUGCGCCGGCUGCAACGCGGGCUUCACCCUGGGCCACGGCACGUGCCGGCACGCCGUGCCCGACUCCACGGACCACUACCUGGGCUUCGAGACGGACCUGCGCGACGGCGAGCUGCGCUACCUGCUGCAGCGGCGGGACGGGCGCAUCUCGCUGCACGGCAUCUUCGUCAGCAACGACGUGCGCCUCAACGCCUGGUUCGACCCGUCGUGGCGGAAGCGGAUGCUGCUCACGCUCAAGAGCAACAAGUUCAAGUCCAACCGCGUGCACAUGCUGCUGGGCCUCUCGCUGCAGAUCUGCCACACCAAGAACAGCACCCUGGAGCCCGUGCUCUCCGUCUACGUCAACCCGUUUGGGGGCAGCCACUCGGAGAGCUGGACCAUGCCCAUCAACCAGCACGGCUACCCCAACUGGGAGAAGACCAAGCUCGAUAAUCCCCUCUACUGCUACAACUGGACUCUGACUCUGGGCAACAGGUGGAAGAGCUUCUUUGAGACGGUGCACUUCUACCUGAGGAGCAAGAUCCGCGCCGACUCGGCCCAGGGGAACGGCUCGGUGUACCUGGAGCCGCUGGAGGUGGCCGACCCCUCCCAGAACCUGGGCUACAUGAAAAUCAACAGCAUGCAGCUGUUCGGCUACAGCAUGCACUUUGACCCCGAGGCCAUCCAAGACCUGAUCCUGCAGCUGGACUACCCGUACACGCAGGGCUCGCGGGACACGGCGCUGCUGCAGCUGGUGGAGAUCCGGCACCGGGUCAACAAGCUGUCCCCGCCCGGGCCGCAGCCCCUGGACCUGUUCUCCUGCCUGCUCCGUCACCGCUUAAAACUAUCCAGCUCGGAGGUGGUGCGGAUACUCACCGCGCUGCAGACUUUCAGUGCCAAACAACCAUAUUCCAUGGAGUAUGAACCCACCAAGCUCUGUAGUUAGUUGGCCGAUACAGCAUAUAUUUUUUGCCAGUGCUCCAGUUUUUUCUUUUGGAAACACUUCCUGUGAAUGCCCUCUUCAUAAUGCAUUGUAUGCGUAUCUAUAUUGCAUCAUAUGCGUUGCACAUGGAAUGCAUAAGAUGUUUGCUUAAGGUGUAUUACAGCGUUUCAUCAUUUCUCAUGAGGUUUUGUACUGUAGAUUGUAGGCCGAUAAACUACAUAAUGAGCAAAAACAAGAUGGUUCAUCAUUUAUUUGAUGUGCAUUAGUGUUUUUAGAAAAGCCUUUUCUUUGGUCACUUAAAUUGAGUUAAACUUCCUCCAUACCCUCCACAGUUUUUAGGUCAAGUGAUAUGAUUUAUCACUCCUAGGAUGAUAUUAUAGAGUAUUCAUUAUUUUUCCACUCCAUUGCAUAUGUUGUAGAAAGGCAUGACUACGUAUAUGUUUACAAGAAUUACGCUAAAAGCAAAACACUCUUAAUGUGCUCCUUCACAUUUGGCGGUUAAUGAUUUAUGAGGACCCAAAUGGCUCUGGUGUAUUGCAGCUAUUCUGGUCAAAUGGAGGGGCAAAUUGACGUCAACUUUCAAAGCGAUGAUGGUUGUGGUUCUUUGAAAUGUUUGGUUUACUGGAAACAGUGUUUGCCAUUUUUUUCCAAAGCUUUUGACAGUGAAAAUAUGAAGGAGAUCAUUGUUAUAAAUCAUUCUGAUUCCCAUCAUCUCCACCAUCAAAGAAAAGUCUCAGUGUGACUACUGGUUAGUGACUACCCUGGUUAAUCAAAUCAUAAAUACAUAUAGAGAUCAAUCAAUUUGUUUUGGCUGUUACAAGAUAAAUGUAUUAAAUGUUUUGGAGGGGCCAUGUGUAGAACACUUAGUUUAAAAUGUAGAAAAGGGACCUAAAUAACAAUGUGUGAAGAUACAUCUGAAGUGCCCAUGGUCUGUAUUGCUCUGAAGUUAUUAUGCUAACCAGCUAUGGGUCAUAAACUGUGGUCAUAUAUCACUUUUAGGAGGCGCUGUAUCAAAGACGCUCAGUAGAAGAGUUCUGUUGUGGGUGUACUGGAGCGUCCAUAUACUGUAGCUCCUAAAAGCAGAAUCGAAACCAUUCCUUUACACUAUCGAAUUACAAUACCAGGAGAUCCGAAGUGGCAGGCAGAGGAUUGGCUUAUCGCUGACUCUGGUUUGCUCAUGGUGGAUCUAGCAUAUUAGUUUGAUUUGAAUUUCUCUCAUGUAGACGUUUGAUCAUAAGAGUCAUCAUUGUCUUUUAAUAGACUUAGCAUCAAUCAUUGUUAUAAAUCACAGUUCAGCCAGUGAUGUCUAUUCCCUGCUUAAGAUCUUAAAUACAAAAUGACGACAAAUUAUGAUAGGCUAUACUUAUUUCGGGACAUCGUUGAAUUAAGUAAAUUUUACUAAGUAUCUUAUUAUAAAGCUAAUUUAUGUGCAUUAUUAUGUGUUCUUCAGAUGAAUGCUCCAAUACACUCAUAAUGUACUGUAUACUGUAUGUUAUCAUGAAAGAACAACUAUCAAGAAUGAUAUUGUUUGUAAUAAUUGAUAGUAUGAUUGUGUCCGUAUGAUGAUUGCGCACCUUUGUUAAAUGCACAUUAAAUGUGCUACACAUGUUCUAAAUGUGUAUGUGCAUUACAUGCUUCAUAUAGAGGGUGUACAGACACAUAUGUGUAUGUUAUUGUUAUGCAUACAUGUUUUGUAUUUAUAUCAUGAGACAUUAUACUUAAUAAUGGUAGUAUUAGAGUUUGUACACUUUUAAUACCUCAGUUGCUAGACUAUCACACCUAGACAUUAUAAUACAUUAUGAAGAAAGAGCAUAUGAUACAUUAAACAGGU
This is a messenger RNA of Sardina pilchardus (European sardine), 4373 nucleotides long. RefSeq names its product bone morphogenetic protein/retinoic acid inducible neural-specific 3b (gene brinp3b). The transcript has 8 exons. NCBI's taxonomy places the organism in Eukaryota, Metazoa, Chordata, Actinopteri, Clupeiformes, Clupeidae. Bases 248 to 2545 code for a protein of 765 amino acids. The record is from RefSeq and is a predicted model, not a curated record. Gene Ontology annotation, cellular component: dendrite; neuronal cell body; cytoplasm. Gene Ontology annotation, biological process: nervous system development; positive regulation of neuron differentiation; cellular response to retinoic acid.